Molecule: messenger RNA, 2966 nt
Organism: Apis laboriosa (Himalayan honeybee)
Lineage: Eukaryota; Metazoa; Arthropoda; Insecta; Hymenoptera; Apidae
Product: cyclin-dependent kinase 4-like
Exons: 5
Coding region: 548-1933 (461 amino acids)
Biological process (GO): signal transduction; regulation of G2/M transition of mitotic cell cycle; protein phosphorylation
Cellular component (GO): cytoplasm; nucleus; cyclin-dependent protein kinase holoenzyme complex
Molecular function (GO): cyclin binding; ATP binding; cyclin-dependent protein serine/threonine kinase activity
Source: RefSeq, a predicted model, not a curated record
CUACUUCCUCGAGGGCUCGGCAACGACUAACUCUCUGUCUGCUGGCCGUAUGCGUGCCCGUGGCCGGUCGUGUCAGUACUUUUCAGGUCGGUCCACAGUGCAGUUGGCUUUUACCAUCGAGUUUCGACUGGCACACAGUCGCUCGGGCUGCACGACGAUUCGUCGAGUCGCCGUUGGGUUACGCUCGCGAGUGGUCGGCCGUGCUUCUCCUCGUGCAACGCCGUCAAACCGUAAGUGUCUCUCUCGUGCACAUCCUGCCCGUUCUCUGUGUCUCGUGCCUCUGUUGUGCAAGCCAAAACUCUGCGUCCGUGUGCACGCAUCUCGUAGGAGGCGGAAAGAGAGAGGGAGUGCAGCACCGAGGCAGCGUUCGUUAAUACCCGCUUCCGGCACGUGGAACCGAACCGCACUCUGUUUUUCUUCGUAGCGCAUCGCUGCUGCCGUCGCUCCAUACUUCUCUCGUGGGAGGUCAGCACCUAGCCGGUGGGUAAGUGAAGAAACCACGCUCUCACCGGAGCAGACAGUACGUUGUAGAGGUCGAAAUGUUGUGAUGGCCGGGACAUCUCGACGUCCGAGCUCUGAGCUCGGACCAGACCUUUCAUCCCCCACGCCACCCAAGAAAUCGAAAUUCUCCGAGGCCUCGAUCGAGGGAAGGUCCGAGAAGGAACAUGACUUGAGCACGGAGGAAUUGGAGAGCGUGGAGAAAUUGUCGGGUACGGUGGCAUCCUCGUUACCUGAGAACACGAUAGAGGUAAUACCAGGGAGCGCGUCAGAAACCAAUCCAUUCGAGAUCGGCGGGGAAUCUUUGGACACCGCGAAACAGCUGAGCCAAACUAGUUUGGAGGGACCGGCAAAUGUAGCAGCGGCUGGUUCCUCGAAGGAAGGACACUUCGGCAGUUUCGAAACGAUCGCACAAAUGAAGUACAGCGGCCAGAAAGAAUUAUCCGGCAGUUCUAACAAGAGAUCAGAGUCGGAUAGCGAUGUGCAAAUUCAAACAUCGAUAAUCGGCGAGGACGCAUCGUAUCAGGAAUUGUCUUUGAUCGGAAAUGGCGCCUAUGGCACGGUCUACAAGGCUAAAGACUUGAAUACGGGACAAGUGGUAGCUUUAAAAAAAGUUAGAGUGCCCCUGACGGCGGAUGGUCUACCUACGUCCACGUUAAGAGAAAUAGCCACUUUGAAACAACUGGAAAGAUUCGAGCAUCCGCACAUUGUAAGAUUAUUGGACGUUUGUCAAGGGAAUUAUCUACACUUGCCUUCUGCCGAUGGAAGAUCGGAGAGAUUGGAUCGAGGACUGACGUUAUGGCUUGUGUUCGAGCACGUGGAAAGGGAUCUAGCAUCUUACAUGUCCUCUUGUUCGCAGACAGGAAUUCCUCCUCAUGUGGUGAAACAAAUGUCGAAGGAAAUACUCAGAGGUGUAGAAUUUUUACACAGUCACAGGAUCAUACACAGGGACUUGAAACCUCAAAAUCUGUUGGUAACCAGGGAAGGAAGAAUAAAAAUUGCAGAUUUUGGUUUAGCGAAAACGUACGAUUUUGAAAUGAGAUUGACUUCUGUGGUCGUGACACAAUGGUAUCGGGCUCCAGAAGUCCUCUUAGGUUGCUCUUAUGCAACUCCUGUUGAUAUUUGGUCUGUUGGAUGCAUUCUAGCAGAAUUAAGUAGACUUGAACCUUUAUUUCCUGGUACGAGCGAAGGUGACCAACUCGAUAGGAUUUUCCAAAUAAUUGGAACUCCAUCGCAAGGGGAAUGGCCUGAAAAUGUAUCUCUUAGUUGGACAGCUUUUCCUUAUAGACAACCAAAAUCUUUUGCAACUAUAAUAUCUGAUCUCAACGAAUAUGGGCUAGAUUUAAUUAAAGGUAUGCUUACCUUUAAUCCUCAUAGACGAUUAACUGCGGCUCAAGCCCUCAGACAUCGGUAUUUUGCUGAAGAUGAUUCGUGAUGAUUAGUUUUCUUGAGUAUUUUUUCUUCAUCUUUAAUAAUUUUUUAAAUGCAGACUGAUGUUACGGUAUCCAAAAAUACGUAAGCAUGUUAUUUUAUUUUUUUUUUAGUAUAAGAAUCAUCAUAGUACUUUUCUUUUUUUAGAAAAUAAUAUAGUUUAUUACGAAUAUAAUACACGAAUAUGAAUCUUCGUAAUUAUGUACGGCUUAUAAAUAUUCCUUUCUUAUUGAGGAAUUAUAAUUGCAAAAUACGUUUACUACAGUUUAUGAAACCAUCGUUAUAUUUAAAUUCUAUAGCUAUUGCAUUUGAAAGAUCAUCGUAAUUUAAGUAUAUAUAUAUAUAUAUAUAUAGUCGUUAAAUAGUACAGUAAGUAACAGCUUUCUAAGCUUUGUUUAGAUAAUCAUAUAAUUUCCAUUAUUUGUGUAUGUAACAAUGACAUUAUUGAUAUUUAUUUAAGUAAUAUAUCUAAAUAGCAUUUCCGUUUCUAUUUUCUAUUUUCAUGAUAAUGAUGAAUCUAUUCAUAUUUUCACGUUUCAUUUUCACGUUAUAAUACCUCUCGACUAGUAAAUAUUUUCUAAUAAGAAUAAAUAGGAUUCAUCUCCGGGCACCAAAAACAAUUUUGUAUAAUGAUUGAUUAGGUGUGCCUUCCAAAGUUGUUGGAAUAUUCAUAAUCUAUGCCUUAAUUUUCUAUGUAAACUUAAUUAUAAGCAUAUUAUUAAGUAGCAUUAUUCUUGUAAGACUGGGGCCUAUUGACCCGUUAGAUUCGUUGGAAAGAUAUAGGAUUUCCCACAAAAAACCAGAAAGUACACUGCCAUAUGUAUGUAAAACAAAUAAUAGCACGUAAAAUGUAUUUUAUCUUCAGUAUAUAUAUAAAUCAUAUGAAUAAUAUUUAUAUAUAUAUACAUAUAUAUAUAUCUCUAAGUAAGUACAUAAUUUGUAAAAAUACGUGAAAAACCUUUAAAAAGACUGUACAACAAAAUAAAGAUUUUAUAGUUUUAUAUAUCGAAACUAUUCUUAAACCAAAGCUAAGUUAA